CCAGGGAGUAAAGGGAGUAAUUAAGGAGGAAAAGGACAUUGCAAAGAACAAAAUGAUUUCUUUGCAUCACAAUUCACCAGAAAGGAUCCUGAGGGGACAUUUAUUCUUUGCAGGUAAUAAAGAUGAGGUACUGAAAGAGACUGAGGUGUAAAAAGAGAUGGUGCUGGAACAAAUUGAUAAACUAAGGAGCAAUAAGUCAUCUGGAUGAGAGGGCACACACCCAAGAGGAAGAAUCAAGUGGCUGGGAGGCUAAUGAGUAUGCAAUUGCUCAUUAAAAUUUGCUAUUAUACUAGAGGGCACCACUCUUUCAAAAAUAGUACUAAGGGAGAUACAAGGAAUUCGAAAUUGGGAAAUCUCACUUCAGUCCCAGCAUGUCAACAGAAGUAAUAAAGAAGAAGCAGAUGGUGUAAUACAUUUGGACCUUCAAAAAGCCUGUGACAAAGUCUCUCGCGGAAGACUCUUAAAAUAACUAAAGUGUCCAAGGUUUCAUUCCUGUCUAUUUCCAAGGACAAGAGGAUGGCUGCCACUCUAGGACUUAUUUCCAUGCUUUGUUGCGUCAUGUUAUUUCCUAGGUUACAUGCUGUCAUUUUGUAUACAGAGUCAAACUCAUCAUCCUCACCCAUUGCCAACUUGACGCUGAAUCCCGAAAAACUAAAGCUGACCUGGGACAGCAGUGUCACUGUUACUGAAUACAUCUGUUCUAUGAAAGUAGGCAAGAGAGUAGUAUGGAAAACGGUGUACAAUAAAACCUGCAUGUUUAGCAUGAGCCAAGCUAAGCCUAUACAUAAAGGGGCAUUGUUUCAAGUUCAAGCAACGUACAACCACACUUUCUAUUCAGGAGAAGGCAGAUUCAUUCCUCAAGGCAAGAAUGGAACUUCUGUUGAAAAUUUCUCCUGCGUGAUUUACAACAUUUCCUUCAUGAAUUGUACUUGGGAGGCCGGCAGGAAUGCUCCAGAAGAUACCCAAUAUUUUCUUUUCUGGCAAUACUCAAAGGAAGAAAAUGAACAAGAGUGUCCACAUUACAAAAGAGAUGCACCUGGAAGACACAUCGCAUGCAGUUUUCAAGAUGUGAAAGACAUUAAAAAUACAGUUUACUUCUUGGUGAAUGGGUCCAGCAGUAAAUCAGAGAUUCACUUUUACGAUGAGUACAUCGCACUAUAUGAAAUUGAAAAACUCACUCCUCCAUUAAAUAUCACUGUAAGCUGUUCUGAAGACCGAGCAGAGUGUAUAGUGCAAUGGAAACAGCCCCAGCUAAGCCACAUGGAAAGAAAUGGAGAUGAAUGCUUUGAGUAUCAAAUUGACAUUCGAAAUAAGAAAACUAAUGCCAAUCCCAAGGAAAGCUGCAAUGAGUGUCCUACGGUAACAGAAACAAGCUACACAUUUCAGAAUGACAAUGUGGAAAAAAAAUACACCUUGCAAAUCAGAGCAAAAGGAGAUAUUUGUCGCAUAAGCCAGAAUUGGGGGGAAUGGAGUGAGCCCAUUGAGUUUGGUACAGACAGUGACCAUGAAUGAUAUCACUCUCCUGAGGCUGACACAGAAAAA
Gopherus evgoodei (Goodes thornscrub tortoise) is the source of this 1542-nucleotide messenger RNA. Its product is annotated as granulocyte-macrophage colony-stimulating factor receptor subunit alpha-like. Gene Ontology annotation, cellular component: external side of plasma membrane; membrane. NCBI's taxonomy places the organism in Eukaryota, Metazoa, Chordata, Testudines, Testudinidae. Bases 517 to 1512 code for a protein of 331 amino acids. Gene Ontology annotation, biological process: cytokine-mediated signaling pathway; immunoglobulin mediated immune response. Gene Ontology annotation, molecular function: protein binding; cytokine receptor activity. The transcript has 11 exons. The record is from RefSeq and is a predicted model, not a curated record.